Calypte anna (Anna's hummingbird) is the source of this 564-nucleotide messenger RNA. Its product is annotated as vitelline membrane outer layer protein 1. NCBI's taxonomy places the organism in Eukaryota, Metazoa, Chordata, Aves, Apodiformes, Trochilidae. The record is from RefSeq and is a predicted model, not a curated record.
AUGCAGCUGCUCAUCCCAACCAUCCUCUGCCUGCUGGGGUCCUGCUGCCUUGGGGGCAGAGCUGUACGAGAAUAUGAGUCCACCCUCACAGUGCCCAAUGGAGGUCCCUGGGGCUGCUGGGGGCAGCAGGAGUUUUGCCCCAGUGGCUAUGCAAAGGGAUUUGCAGUGAAGGUGGACCCCUACCAUGGAUUCUGGCUGUUUGCUGAUGACACAGCUCUGAAUGGCAUCCGUCUGUUGUGCACGGAUGGCCAGUCCAUUGAGUCCUCUGUGGGGCGGUGGGGAAACUGGACCCAGGUCCAGCUCUGCCCCAGCAGCAAGCUGGUUUCCUUCUCACUGAGAGUGGAAGGCAAGCAGUACCUGCUUGAUGACACAGCAGCCAACACUGAGUUUGCCUGCUCUGAUGGAACAAGGCUGGAGGGAUGGGGACUUUCGGGAGGUCACUUUGGCCAUGGAGCAGCAGCUGCACCUCCGGGGCAUCUGUGGGCUCCCAAAACAAAAGUGGAGGGACCCCAGGGCCCGAGGAUGACACAGCUCAAUGAUAUGAAAGUCUUCUGCUGUGAAUGA